AUGGGAGUGCGAGGAGAGAGUGGGAGUGCGAGGAGAGAAUGGGAGUGCGAGGAGAGAAUGGGAGUGCGAGGAGAGAAUGGGAGUGCGAGGAGAGAAUGGGAGUGCGAGGAGAGAAUGGGAGUGCGAGGAGAGAAUGGGAGUGCGAGGAGAGAAUGGGAGUGCGAGGAGAGAAUGGGAGUGCGAGGAGAGAAUGGGAGUGCGAGGAGAGAAUGGGAGUGCGAGGAGAGAAUGGGAGUGCGAGGAGAGAAUGGGAGUGCGAGGAGAGAAUGGGAGUACGAGGAGAGAAUGGGAGUGCGAGGAGAGAAUGGGAGUGCGAGGAGAGAAUGGGAGUGCGAGAGAAUGGGAGUGCGAGGAGAGAAUGGGAGUGCGAGGAGAGAAUGGGAGUGCGAGGAGAGAAUGGGAGUGCGAGGAGAGAAUGGGAGUGCGAGGAGAGAAUGGGAGUGCGAGGAGAGAAUGGGAGUGCGAGGAGCAGUGAACGUGGGCGGGCUGGAGAACAUGCUGCAGGUGCUGCGAGAGACGGCGUCGCUGCAGCGCCUCGUGUACGUGUCGUCAUUCUUCGCGCUUGGCCCCACCGAUGGUGCCAUAGGCGACUCCUCGCAGGAGCACACGGGGCGGGACUUCUGCACGGAGUACGAGCGCACCAAGUGGGUGGCGGACAAGGUGGCGAGGCGGGCGGUGGAGAGCGAGGGGCUGCACGUGGUGCUCGUGUACCCGUGUGUCAUCUAUGGUCCUGGCCGCAUCAGCGCCUCCAACCUCGUCGUCAAGAUGAUCGCGGACCACUUCCAGGGCCGACUACCAGGGCUGUUGGGCAGCGGCACGCGCCUCAACAACUUUGUCCACGUCAACGACGUGGUUCUCGGGCUGCUCGCCGCCCACCACCGCGGCACGCCCGGGCGGCGCUACAUCCUGGGCGGCGAGAAUGCGUCCAUGGUGCAGCUGUUCCAGGCCGUGCAGCGCGCCACAGGGAAGGCCCCCCCGCGGCUGCGCCUGCCGCUGUGGCUGGUGGCGGUGCUGGGGUGGGUGUCGGUGCUGGUGGCGAAAAUGGGCGGACCCAUACCCAUCUUCACUCAUCAGUCAGUGCGCGCAUUCAACCACGACUGGGCGUACAGCAGCCAGCAGGCACAGCAGGACCUCGAGUACUCGCCGCUCUCGCUGGAGGAGGGCCUUCGAGACACACUCACGUGGAUGCGUGCCUUCUCGCCCCUCUUGCUGGAGGAGGCUUGGAGACACGCGCAUGUGGAUCCGUGGGCAGUGCACGUGCGACUGCAGCAGGCAGCAGGCAUGGGAGGUGCUGGGUAA
Closterium sp. Naga37s-1 is the source of this 1299-nucleotide messenger RNA. NCBI's taxonomy places the organism in Eukaryota, Viridiplantae, Streptophyta, Zygnematophyceae, Desmidiales, Closteriaceae. The record is from the annotation of a GenBank genome assembly.